AUGGCCGAACAGGAAGUGGAUUUGGAUUCCAUCAUUGACCGUCUGCUGGAGGUGAGGGGCAGCCGGCCGGGCAAGCAAGUCCAACUGCUGGAAUCGGAGAUCCGAUUCCUUUGCACUAAGGCUCGCGAAAUCUUCAUCUCCCAGCCCAUUCUGCUAGAAUUGGAAGCCCCCAUCAAGAUUUGCGGUGAUAUCCACGGCCAAUACUACGAUCUUUUGCGUCUGUUCGAAUACGGCGGCUUCCCUCCGGAGGCUAACUACCUAUUCCUUGGUGAUUACGUCGACCGUGGCAAGCAGUCUCUUGAGACUAUCUGCCUUCUCUUGGCCUACAAGAUCAAGUACCCCGAGAACUUCUUCAUUCUGCGUGGAAACCACGAGUGCGCCUCUAUUAACCGUAUCUAUGGUUUCUACGAUGAGUGCAAGCGCCGAUACAACAUCAAGCUUUGGAAGACUUUCACCGACUGUUUCAACUGUCUCCCCAUUGCUGCCAUCAUUGAUGAGAAGAUUUUCACUAUGCACGGUGGUCUGAGCCCCGACCUGAACUCCAUGGAGCAGAUCCGCCGCGUUAUGCGUCCUACUGAUAUCCCCGAUUGCGGUCUUCUUUGCGACCUUCUGUGGUCCGAUCCCGACAAGGAUAUCACCGGCUGGAGCGAAAACGAUCGUGGUGUCUCAUUCACAUUCGGACCCGAUGUAGUGUCGCGGUUCCUUCAGAAACACGACAUGGACUUGAUAUGUCGCGCGCAUCAAGUUGUGGAAGACGGGUAUGAAUUCUUCUCGAAGCGUCAACUGGUCACGCUAUUCAGCGCACCCAACUACUGUGGUGAAUUCGAUAAUGCGGGUGCCAUGAUGAGCGUAGACGAGAGUCUGCUCUGCUCCUUCCAGAUCUUGAAACCAGCCGAAAAGAAACAAAAGUACGUUUACGGGAGCAUGAGCUCCGGCGGGUCUACCACUCCUCCGCGAAAGCAAAAGAAGAAAUAA
This is a messenger RNA of Penicillium angulare, 975 nucleotides long. RefSeq names its product type 1 serine/threonine-protein phosphatase catalytic subunit GLC7 (gene glcA). Gene Ontology annotation, molecular function: protein serine/threonine phosphatase activity. Gene Ontology annotation, cellular component: nucleus; cytoplasm. The transcript has 4 exons. Bases 1 to 975 code for a protein of 324 amino acids. The record is from RefSeq and is a predicted model, not a curated record. NCBI's taxonomy places the organism in Eukaryota, Fungi, Ascomycota, Eurotiomycetes, Eurotiales, Aspergillaceae.